This is a messenger RNA of Hydra vulgaris (swiftwater hydra), 1892 nucleotides long. RefSeq lists its product as uncharacterized. Gene Ontology annotation, molecular function: delayed rectifier potassium channel activity. Gene Ontology annotation, cellular component: voltage-gated potassium channel complex; membrane. Lineage: Eukaryota; Metazoa; Cnidaria; Hydrozoa; Anthoathecata; Hydridae. The record is from RefSeq and is a predicted model, not a curated record. Gene Ontology annotation, biological process: potassium ion transmembrane transport.
AGUGUCCCACAUUUUUAAUGCGCUGUAUAUAUUUACAUUCUAAAAAGUUUCCUUCAUCAAUUAUCUGUAUAGUACAUCUUACAUAAAUGCUAUUCUAGUGGAAAAUUAAAAAAACUUAAAACAAAAAUGUUAAACUUUUGAAUAUCAUAAAAGAAAUAAUGUAAAUAGUUCAGAUAUAUGAAGUCAAUAUCGUAAAAACAGAAUUAUCAGUGUCCUCGAUUUUCCAGAAAUAUUAGAGUUCAUUUUGGAUGUUACAGAAAUCAUGUUGUUGUAUAAAAUAUUUUUAGUAUAUUUAAUAUCAAUACAUAACUGUUGGUCUAUGAAUAUUCUGCUAAAUGCUGUAUAUUGGGAGAAAAAACCCUUUAUAUUUAAAACAUCUGAUGGAAGAAUUGACGGUAUCAUACCAAAAAUGUUUCAAGAAGGAGAAAACUAUUGUGGUAAUGAAACGUUUAAAUUGAUAUUAUAUCAAAAAUAUUUUCCUUCAAGAAAAAAAUUUCAAGCACUUUUUCAAUCUGAAAUACAAUAUGGCGAAUAUGAUUUAUUAGAAGUUGCUAAAGAGAAAGCGAUAUGGUUUCCUGAUGAUUCCUUUAACACAUCGCAUUAUCAGUUACAACGUAGGGGUUUACGCUCCUUUCAAUUAAUGAAAUCCGAAGGUCUUGCCAUUAUUGUACCUCGUUACAUGAUAUCACUGCCUACUAAAAUGCUACGUGGCAUUUAUUCCUGUCGCCAGAUAUUAGUUUUAACAAUGAUGUUAGCGUUAAUUUUUGGUAUGAUUAUUUGGUUUAUUGAACGCACUUACAACAGUGAGUUUUCAAAAUACUUUGUGAAGGGUUCAGCAACAGGACUUUGGUGGAGUGUUGUUUCAAUGACUACGGUAGGAUAUGGAGACAUUGUACCUCGAUCUAUUUUCGGAAAAAUAAUAGCCUGCAUUUGGUUGUUCAUAGGAGUAGUUAUUGCUUGCCUUAUGACCGCAACAGUUACACAAGUUAUCAACGGGCUGGAUGGUCUAGAUAUAGUUGAUCAGAAAGUUUCUGCGCUUGAAAACUCUUACGAGCUUAAAGCUGCUGAAGAAAUGUACAAUGCUCAUGUACUACCUGCAGAGUCAUAUUUCGAAGUUUUAGAAUUGGUAAGAAAUGGAACAGUUUUUGCUGCCAUCAUAAACGUUGACAGCGCUGCUUGGAUUCAAAAGGAGAUAAAUGAUGAUAAUCAAGAUGUUCCGUUGCGCAUCAUUAAAAUAGUUCCAGCACAUUUACAAAUCAAUUGCCUUAUCUCUACGAAUUUGUCAAAACAAGCUAAAGAUGCAUUUAACUGCAUGUAUGAUCAAAAGGAUGAAGUAUACAGCCAAUCAAUUGAUCAUUUUCGAAGAAUAUGCCAUACGCAGACUUUGUAUGUGGAUUCAAUAACCGAAAUGUUUAGAAAAAGUACUUUAUAUCGACUUCUAAUCGGAAUUUUGUUUUUAUUAGUAUGUCUGGGAUUAGGAUUUGAAUUUCAGAUGCGAAGAAACAACAACGAAAAUGUUAGAAAAAAUUUUAAACAACUCCGUGCUGAAAGUUUAUUUUAGUGCUUGUAAAUAACUUUAUGCUGAGAACUUAUUUUAGCGUUUUUAAACAAAUCAAUGCUGAAAAAUUGUUUAGAUUCAUAUUUGUAAACAUCACUCUAAAAUAAAUGGGAACAAAAACUUUAAUGUUUUAUAAUUUUAAGACACACCCAAGUGUUCAGAAUACGUCUAAUUAUAUAAAAUCUUCGAUAAAACUUUCUUACAAUUAAACCUAAAAAAAUACAAUUAAAAUUUUUUUUUAAUUCAAUAUUAGAUUACCUCUAUGCAGAUUCUGUUAACGAACUAGCAGAACAGAACCACAUAGAAGACUUACUUGAUAUUAAUAUUUUUUUUU